Antrostomus carolinensis (chuck-will's-widow) is the source of this 1062-nucleotide messenger RNA. Its product is annotated as adhesion G-protein coupled receptor G6. Lineage: Eukaryota; Metazoa; Chordata; Aves; Caprimulgiformes; Caprimulgidae. The annotation marks the transcript as partial. Gene Ontology annotation, molecular function: G protein-coupled receptor activity; laminin binding. Gene Ontology annotation, cellular component: plasma membrane. Gene Ontology annotation, biological process: heart trabecula formation; adenylate cyclase-activating G protein-coupled receptor signaling pathway; cell surface receptor signaling pathway. The record is from RefSeq and is a predicted model, not a curated record. The transcript is spliced from 6 exons.
GUGGCAAUGGUGGCUGGAACCCUGCAGGCUGCCAAGUGGACCCAGAGUCCAAUGAAAACAAGACAGUUUGCUUAUGCAACCACCUCACGCACUUUGGGGUCCUAAUGGACCUUCAGAGAACCGUUACACAAAUAGACCCACAGAAUACCAAGGUCCUCACCUUUAUCACUUACAUAGGCUGUGGGAUAUCUGCUAUAUUUUCAGCUGCAACUCUUCUGACAUAUAUUGCAUUUGAGAAGUUGCGAAGAGAUUAUCCAUCCAAAAUCCUGAUGAAUUUGAGCACAGCUCUGCUCUUUCUUAAUCUGAUCUUCUUGCUUGAUGGUUGGAUUGCAUCAUUUGACAUAGAUGGCCUCUGCAUAGCUGUGGCUGCACUUUUGCACUUUUUUCUUCUGGCCACCUUUACGUGGAUGGGACUAGAAGCUGUUCAUAUGUACAUUGCUCUAGUGAAAGUGUUCAACACCUAUAUUCGGCGAUACAUACUGAAGUUUUGCAUCAUUGGCUGGGGUUUGCCAGCUCUGGUGAUAGCGAUUGUUUUAGCAAGUGCUAAUACAAAUGCAAGUCAUAUUUAUGGCAAAGAGUUAUAUGGCAAAGAUGUUAAUGGACAAGGAGGAGAUGACUUCUGCUGGAUCAAGAAUGAAGUUGUCUUUUAUGUGACUUGUGCUGGCUACUUUGGAAUCAUGUUUCUGAUGAACGUUGCCAUGUUUAUUGUUGUAAUGGUGCAGAUCUGUGGGAGAAAUGGGAAAAGAACUAAUCGGAGCCUGAAGGAGGAGAUCCUGAGGAACCUCCGUAGCGUAGUCAGCCUGACCUUCCUCUUGGGCAUGACAUGGGGCUUUGCCUUUUUUGCCUGGGGCCCCUUAACUCUUCCUUUCCUGUACCUCUUCUCCAUUUUCAAUUCAUUGCAAGGUUUAUUUAUAUUUGUAUUCCAUUGUGCUAUGAAAGAAAAUGUACAGAAACAAUGGAGGAGACAUCUCUGUUGUGGCAGAUUCCGACUGGCAGACAAUUCAGGUAAAAGCAAUACACAGCUCCCCUGCUUAGAUGCAGCAGUAGUCCAUAAAAGUCCAG